This is a messenger RNA of Impatiens glandulifera, 1639 nucleotides long. RefSeq lists its product as uncharacterized. The coding region runs from base 200 to 1396 and encodes 398 amino acids. The record is from RefSeq and is a predicted model, not a curated record. The transcript has 15 exons. Lineage: Eukaryota; Viridiplantae; Streptophyta; Magnoliopsida; Ericales; Balsaminaceae.
GGACUUGCAGGUUUGAUCUACUCGUGAAGGAUUGUUUAUAUAAAAGAAAGUUUCAGAUCGUAGAAAGACGAAGUCUUCUUCUGUUCUAUGAUUAUUCUCUCCUCCUUACAAAGUAUUACUUAAUCAGGCAAGUCUAGAUUUCAUACUCAAUCUGUAAUCUCAGGUUUCGUUCAAGUGAUAGUUGUUUUUUACUCCUUGCAUGACCUUUCGAGUGAGUAACUUUUGCACGAUGGGAACCAUACAUCGUAGUGGGGUUCUUAGAAAAUCUAAUAACAGUGGAAGGCUUAUAUUUGCAACUAUCGUCGGAAUGGUUUUUGGAUAUUUUAUUGGAGUUUCAUUUCCAUCUGUUUCUCUUAAUAAGAUAAACUUACCUUCAAGCAUAAUCUCAUCACUUGACGUAGCAUUCCACGACAACCUUCAUACAUCUGUUCAAAGUCGUUUGUCUGAUAAUUUACCUGAAUCUCGUGUUUCACGUGAUACUGGUACACCGAAGAUAUACGUCCCAACAAAUCCUCGUGGUGCAGAAUCACUUCCCCCGGGAAUAAUAGUAUCUGAGUCUGAUUUCUAUUUGAGAAGACUAUGGGGUGAACCUAGUGAGGAUUUAAAAAAGAAGCCAAAGUACUUGGUAACAUUUACAGUUGGUAUGAAUCAGAUGAGCAAUAUUGAUGCAGCAGUUAAAAAGUUCUCUGAUGAUUUUCAAAUUAUGCUUUUCCAUUAUGAUGGCAAUACCAGUGUAUGGGAUGAAUUUGAUUGGUCAAAGAGUGCAAUCCAUGUCAGUGCAAGGAAACAGACAAAAUGGUGGUAUGCAAAGAGAUUUCUGCAUCCAGAUGUGGUGGCAGCUUAUGAAUAUAUUUUCAUUUGGGAUGAAGAUCUUGGUGUUGAACACUUCAAUGCUGAGAAAUACAUGCAGCUAGUGAAGAAACAUGGUUUGGAGAUUUCUCAACCAGGCCUUGAGCCUAAUAAUGGACUUACAUGGCAAAUGACUAAAAGGAGAGGUGAUCGAGAAGUUCACAAGGAUACAGAAGAGAAGCCAGGGUGGUGCGGUAACCCACAUUUGCCUCCUUGUGCUGCAUUUGUUGAGAUUAUGGCACCAGUAUUUUCUCGGGAAGCUUGGCGAUGUGUGUGGCAUAUGAUUCAGAAUGACUUGGUGCAUGGUUGGGGCCUGGACUUUGCCCUCAGAAGAUGUGUAGAGCCUGCCCAUGAAAAAAUUGGUGUGGUUGACUCACAAUGGAUUAUUCACCAAGUAAUUCCAUCACUUGGCAGUCAGGGUGAGAAUGAUAAAGGAAAAGCUCCAUGGGAAGCGGUGAGAGAAAGGUGCAGGAAUGAGUGGGCGCAGCUCCAGGACCGGCUUGCUGAUGCAGACAAGGCUUACUUAGCCCAAAUAGGAAAAGGAUAAGACUUCACUAGUACCCUAUUUUGUACAUUGUUUCAUUUUUUGGUUUGUUUACUGUCUGUAUUUUAGCUAUGUCUCUUUUCCCCUCCCUAUAUGAGGGUGAUUUUAGUUAUAGUCCUUAUCGAGUAAAAUCUAUAAAUAUAUAUAUAUAGGUGUUGGAGGAUUAUAUCAUGUACUUAUAGACUUCUACAAGACAUUGAUAAGAGUAAAUGGCAGUUUAUGUGCAUAGUAGUAAAUUUACCUGUU